Messenger RNA from Penicillium odoratum, 225 nucleotides. RefSeq lists its product as uncharacterized. Lineage: Eukaryota; Fungi; Ascomycota; Eurotiomycetes; Eurotiales; Aspergillaceae. The transcript has 2 exons. The record is from RefSeq and is a predicted model, not a curated record. Bases 1 to 225 code for a protein of 74 amino acids.
AUGUCGGAUGACACUCGCUCGAUCGUCACUCGCUAUCUGAAAAUGCACGACCAACGCAAUGGUAGGCAGUUCGCACAAUUGUCACUCGACAUUGAACAACGCAUGAUUGCCCCGGUGGUCUGCAUUAUCUGGAUCUGGAUACGAUUUUCGGAGGGGUAUCAACGACCCUCCGUCAGGAAAACGAAAUUCCAAUGGUAUGGAAAUCAGGCAAGCAACGCCACAUAG